Molecule: messenger RNA, 10451 nt
Organism: Mugil cephalus (flathead mullet)
Lineage: Eukaryota; Metazoa; Chordata; Actinopteri; Mugiliformes; Mugilidae
Product: sickle tail protein homolog
Exons: 24
Coding region: 637-6723 (2028 amino acids)
Cellular component (GO): cytoplasm
Source: RefSeq, a predicted model, not a curated record
GAAAAAAUGGGUAGGGGGUGGGAGAGAGAGAGAGAGAGAGAGAAAGAAAGAACGAGAGCAGUGAGCUCUCCCAGAGGAGUUCAGGCUCGCAGUGGGAGCACAGUGCUGACAAAGAGACAGCAUGGGAAUGAGAGGGAAUAACACAGACUGAACUGGCAUUAAGCACAGUGCUCUGCUCACCGCUGUACAAACAAGGACAUCCCAGAAGUACAGACACCAAGGUCUGAAAAGGAAUGAAUAACAAGGAUACAAGAAAAUUGAAAGACUGAUACAAGACUGGAGAACAGAGGCGUGCAGUGGAAAACAGAGGAGCCCAGAGAUAAAGAGGGUAACGCAAAACUGUAGCGACAACCUGACAAAAUUCAGACAUCCUCAACACUUCAGAACAACAUCCAGAAACAGAUAGGAAGAAGAAAACUACUUAAAGGACUAUAACCAAGAAGAGGGCAGUUGACAUACAUCAGCUCCAUCUUCAGCUGUCCUCCUCUGUACACUGGAGGAAGAAAUAAGAAAUAGGUGAAAGGCAGCCAAGAGACAAGUGGGACAACAGAAGAAUAAGCCAGUUAAAAAGAAGAAAGUAAAGACAGAAAAAAAUAGGGACUAGUAAAGGAGUAACCCAAUCUUACCCUGGAGUGUAUGACCAGCACUCUGCUCAGCCCAGCAAGGAAGAUGUCCAAGUCCUCCUCCCGUCUUGGUCGACCAUCAUCAGCAGGAUCUAAGAGCCCCAGCUUGAGAAAAGAGCUACAGGGCAAUCGUUCGUGUAUGCUACGGAUUGGAGAAAGACUGAUGAGGGCAGGCAGUGAGGGGAACCUUGUACAGAGACCCACUACUUCACAGAACCAAAGCCAAACUUCCUCAACUGGGCAAGGAUCGAACGGCCAAAGACAGCCUCAAGUCCUGAAGGACAAACCCAGUGAGCUUAAAGGAAAUAACUCUAGUAAAGCUCUAUGCUCUCCCAGUACCUUCCCUCGAAGCCAUGCUCCUCCUGCUGGUGCCAGCCACGGAGACAGUCAGCUGGACAGCUUCAUAAUGCAGCACCCUCAUGUGGAAAGGAAGAAAGAGGUGUUCCUGGAUCAUCUGAGGCAGAAGUAUCCUCACCAUGCUGCCAUUAUCAUGGGACGCCAGGACCGUGUGAAGGAACAGGUAAGGAGUCCUCGACCUUCUGAACCUCCCCCAUGUGCAGGUGUGCGGGGCUUGGUGGAAGAGCAGGACUCUUUGGCUUCAGAAACCAUGUCUGAUGGAGACUUACUUCCCCCAUCAGUCCCCUUUACAAGGGGCUCCAAAGCCAGAGCAAGUCUACCUGUGGGACGCUCAAGUGGUCAGGCAAGAGAGAGGUCUGGUGUACUGUACCUGCAGUAUGGAGAGGAGACAAAGCAGGUCAGAAUGCCCCCUGAAAUCAGCAGUGAGGAUGCUCUGCGGGCCCUGUUUGUCACUGCGUUCCCUCAUCAGCUCACCAUGAAGAUGCUGCAGUCUCCCAACAUGGCCAUCUUCAUCAAAGACACCAGUCGCAAUGUUUACUACGACCUGGAGGACAUACGAAAUAUUACAGCCCAUUCUUACCUGAAGGCUUAUCAUAAAGACCCAGCACAUGUGUUCCAACGCCAUGCCAGACCUGCCAACACAGAGGGAAGGAUCUCCAAAGAGGUGUUGUAUGGAAAUCACAGUCCAGUCCACACUUUACCGUCAUCCAGUCGCAGCACCCUGCACAGCCUGCAAGGCUCUAUGUCCCCACCCAUGGUCCGCUCCAUGCCCUCCUCCCCUUCCAGGAUGGCAUACAGUAGAGGUGGUGGUGGGGUUGUGGACCCGGGCAGUGCCAUAUUACCUCGGGAACACUUGUCCGGCUCAGGGCGAUCCAGCUCUCUGUGCACCACCAGCAGUGCCAUACUGGAGAGGAGAGAUGUAAAGCCUGAUGACGACGUUGGUGGCAGCAAGAGCAUGGCCUUAGUAGUGCGUGGUGAUGGAGGCCCACAUUACACAGAUCCCUACUGCUCCUCCCUGCAGGAGGGAGGGGGAGGUCGCCUCAGCAUGUCCUCCUCUCAGUAUAGUGCUCCUCCGUCUCUCACUGCAGACAUGGUGGAUGCAGGGGUCCUAGGGAUCCCAGGGGGACUGCAACAAUACCGCGCUUCCGUUAAACCCCUGAUGGGCUACGGAGAGAGCAUGGAACACCAGAAUCGCUCCCUACACAGGCAGAAAAGCAGAAAGUAUGGUGACAGCCAGCUCCCUCCAUUGGGAACCAAAACCCCACCACCUUCCCCUCACAGAGCCAGUGACGUUAGGAUGCUUGAUGGGCAGAUCAUUGGAGGGGUGGGCCUGGUACCUCUGGAGAGGAUGUCACCGAUUCGCCGUUCCCUGCGGCGGGAUAGUAAUGGGACCACGGUGGAGAUUGUGAACAGAAGCCGAGGGAGUGGCUCGUCAUCCUCCACCUCAUCUGUAUUUGUGGACAGUCCUCUGGGACAACCUGAGAGACUGUUUCAGGGCCAUGUCACCUCCAGCAAUGCCCAGAGUGAAAGAAUGAAAGCAAUGGAGGAGCAAAUAGCUAGUUUAGCAGGGCUUGUGCACCACGCUUUGUCUAUGGGAUCCGAUGUUCCAGGGGUCAAGGACACCAUUAGUCAGAGUACUGGACGCCAACUCCUCAGCAGCAGAAUUGGAGUGUCAUCUGAGGCUUCCAACCCUGCUGCUGUGAUUGGCAGCUCCGCCCCCACCCCUCUGACUCCUCAGGCCUCUCCUUCUGCCAGCAGGUUGCAGCAACAACUAGAGUCUGCAAAGACAAAUCUGUGUGAUCUGCGAAUGCAACUCAACCAACUCAGACAGUUACAGCUAUCCAACCAGGAGAGUGUAAACUCCAUGCUGCGGAUGGCAGGCCAGGAACUGGUGGUGCUAAUGUGUGACCGGAUGGCACAGUCUGAGGAGGCAGUUUAUAGACGGAGAGCUGAGAUAGAAGAGGAGAGAAUCUGCUUCCUGGCUACUGAGGAUAACAUACUCACACAGCUCAGUGAAUUGGAGGAAUAUGUGGACAGUUUACAAAGAAGCUCCGCCUGCAGUCCCAGUCACCUGUCAGUUACACUGAGAGACGUGGAGGAAGGAGCAGUCAACCUGAGAAGGGUUGGAGAAACUCUGGCAAUCCUCAGAGGUGAGUUUCCAGAGCUGCAAAUGAAGAUGCGCUCAGUGCUGAGGUUGGAGGUGGAGGCAGUGCGUUUUCUGAAGGAGGAGCCUCACAAGAUGGACUCCAUGUUAAAGAGGGUCAAAUCCUUGACUGAAACCCUGAGUUCUCUCCGCAGGUGUGUGUCAGAGUCAAAUCCUGCAUCCAGAUCAGCUCAUGGGGACCAUCUAAAGACCCUGAAACCAGACCCCAGAUCCCCAAAGACACAGAGCCCCCAGAGCUCCCCCAAACCCCAGCCUCGAUGUUCAGUUAGACCCCCUUUGCCCGCCCCAUCUGUCUCUGGAAGUCAAGCUGAGGUCAGCUUGGAUGGUUCAGCCUCACCCAUCCUGCCCAACAGAAUGAAGACCACACCUGCCUCAGUGGUCCAGAGCUCUUACCAAUACCCCAGUCCCCCUCUGACACCCAGUCAUGGACGAGACUCACCCACUGUGGCCAAGGUAAGUCCACGCAGCAGCCCCGCCCAUCAGACGAGAUCUGGUCUUCAUCAGCCUGAUGGACUGGACCAAUGUGCAACAACACCAGCACAGAAGAGGCACAGUGAGCAGACAGUGCAGAGUGCAGAGAGACACUCUCCAGAGGGCGUUCAGAGUCUAGAAAGCAGCUGUAUGAGCCCGCCCAGCACCACUCAGGCAAACCAGCCAGCCACUGCCCUCAGCACCAGCACAAAUGUUCACAAGGUCCUCCAAGACGCUCAAGCACUUCUGAUGAAUUCCAUACCUGAUCUGGACUUGUCAGAUCCUAGUGAGGGUCAGUCUGAUUCUGCCUCUGGACAAACAGCUCUUACUGCAUCAAAGCCGGAGAAGGUCAAACCUCUUGAAGUGACACUGCAAGCAUCUGUGGAGCAGCAGCGCUUUCUGUCUGAUGAGAAGGAAGACACACCUCCCAGGCUGAGUGAUGAGGUGGACUCCACCCAGUUAAAGCCCCCAGACAUAGUUUCAGCUGCAGACUCUCAGCAUCCUGCAGCCGCAGUGGACAUUCCUGUGUCAGUGGCUCUGUCGACUCCUCCGUUACCUGUUCCACCAGCUUCUUCCGGGCCAGAGAGCAGCGGCCGGCCACAAGUGGAAAAACCCCGUCGCUCCAGUGUGGAUAAGGAGAUGAAGCAGAGUCCAGAUAGGGCCAGCCAGUCUCCUCCUCCUCCUCCUCCUCCUCCUCCUCCUCCUCCACGAAGGUUCCAGGUGGCUGUCAAUUCAGGUCUUACCACAGGAAGGUCAGGAGAAGUUGUCUUCACCAGGAAAGAGCCUGUUGGAACUCAGGAUGAGGGUGAUAAAGAGAAAGAGGUGCCCAUGGCUCCCCAGCCCAAACCCCCAAGACAGGCACCAGAGAUCAAACCUAAACCCCAGAUCUGUGUCCCUACACUUCUGGCUGGUUCCACUGCAACCUCUACUACAGCCUCAUCACACUGGGAGGAUGAGGAUGAGGAUGAGGAUGAGGAUGAGGAUGAGGAUGAGGAUGAGGAGGAUGGGGACAACAAAUUCAUGAAAGAACUGCAGGGAACUGCAGAAUUUCCAAGUAAGAAUCCUUUACCAGGUGGAAAUAAACAAAAGGCACAAGGAAAAGCAAGGGCCUCUCCAAUGUCACAACAGACCAAUCAAAAUCCUACUGAGACAGCAACAUAUGAGCAGCAGGCAAGCCCUCAUCUGGGAAUGAUAAAUCACUGCCGUCUUAAAACCAUAACAAUACAUGGACUUGAAGAAGACAGUAAAGGUGGUAAAAACCGUGCAAGUCUUAAUAAGAAGAAGGAUGUGGAGGUGAAAGUUAAACAAAUGGCUUUCUUUAACUAUGUACCAGAAGAGCAAACUCUUCAGCAGAAUGAGGAGGGACCAACACAAACCCCUCAGAAAGGAGAGAAAAAGGAGGAACUUGAUGUUUCAACUACCCAGAAAGGACAUGAAAAGAAGAACACCAUGAACACUUCUAAUCACAUUAACAAUAAAGUUGCUGGACACGUGUUCUCACCAAGGACAGCAGAGAACAAGGUCAAGUUUACAGCAACUGUAACGCUACAAAAAGAAAACACUCAAGGAAGUAUCAUAAGUACUAAACAGACAAACGAAAAAGUUGUCAAAGAAGUACCAUCUGAGAAAACGUCUAAUUUGACAGUAGUUGUAACUUUACAAAAAGAAAAUCCCCUAAAGGAUGGCUCGAUAGAGCAGCCACCCUUCCAGCAGUCCCUGAGCACAGAUCAAGAGCCUAUAGCAUCGACUCCAGUUCUAAAAUCUCUCCCCUUUUCACCCAGUUUGACCCAGAAGCAGGAGGAAACCAUGCAUGGUUCACUGUACACAGAAGAUGGAGGCAGUCUGAACCCUACUUGGUUGGACGAUGAGGGACCACCUCCUCCACCUCCACUAAGUGGUAAAGUUAUCUUGAAGACCAUGUUGAGGACACAAUACAAAGAACAAGACCCAGCAAAAAUGAAUGGCUCUGACAUGCAGCAUGUAGCUUGUAGCAGCACUGGUAAAGGCACUUACGCAGGGUAUGAGAACCAUGGUUUUGCGGACAGCAGUGAGUCUGGUAUAGAACCCUUUAUUUUUAUAUUGAAUGACCCUAUAGAAAUUGAGUCAGCCUACAAACGUCUGUCUACCAUCUUUGAAUGUGAGGAAGAUCUGUUCCCAGAAAUGAUUGAGAAUGGAGAAGAAACAAAACAACGGGAACAAUGUCCUGGAAGUAGAAUUUCCAUCAAUGACAUAAAUGCGUGCUUAGGCUUUAAGGAUGCCACAACAAAUCAUCAGAAUUCUCCUAAAAUGCAGCAUGUUAGCUCUUCAUGCAGUGAAGACCCACUUCCUGAAAACCAAGACCAAGAUAAACCAGACUCAGUGAGAAAGGCUAAAAGGAAGUUCAAAUUCAAGUUCCCCAAAAACAAACUAGCUGCAAUUAGCCAAGCACUUCGAACAGGGGCAAAUAAAACACCAAAGAAGACCCUUGAAGUUGUUGUGUAUGAGGAAGAGGAGGAAAUGACUUCAGACAGCAGCCCAGCCAAGGAGACCCAGAAGCAGACAAAGGAAUCCAAAAGGUUUGAGAUAAAUAGCACCUCACCCUCAAGCUUGGGAAAAGGCAGUGAUGUCAAGGUCUCCUCUUCUAUUGAGGCCAGACACUCCAAGGCUCAGGAGCUCUGCAAGAACACACUUGACUCUAUUAACAGUUUGGAGGACUCCAUUAAACAGUUGGAAAUCAGUGUGGAUAGUAUAACUCCUCCCCCUUCCUCCUCCUCCACUGUGUCUUCACCUCCUCAAACCCCUACUUUAGCCUCUGAGUCCACUGAUAGAGCUCAGCGUAAAAGCAAAGUCAAACAAGGAAGGGAGAGAAGCCCCUCAAAAAGGCCUGCCACUCAGAUCCUCAAGGGCCCAAAUCCACCUGAGAUUAAGCGAGCCAAAUCACAGCCUCCACAUGACACAGGGAAAAUCAUCACCAAGAAACAGACCUCCCGAAGCAGCUCCAGUUCUCCAGCUCAGCAUUCCAAAUCUUGCCACUCAUCCUCCUCUAGCUCACAAGAGAAGAAACAACAGCAGCAGCAGGCCAACCAGAAGCAGCCCAGCCAGCCACGUCUUGUCACCAUCCCACGCUAACGCCAGCCAAGCCCGCCGCAAGUCUCGCAGCAGCAGCAGCAGCAGCAGCAGCAGACUUCAGCACUGCCUCGUCCUCGCCUCCACCACCAGCACCACCACCAGCACCACCUCCUCCCAACACGGCUUCUACUCUUCAUCCUCCUACUCUUCACCCUCGCCCUCCUCUUCCUCCACUUCGUCCUCCCUGUCCCCGACCUCCUCCCCCUCUUCACCGCCCUCCCCGUCCUCCUCCCACCUCCCCAGUACAGUGAGUCAUGGGGUGAGGAGUGGCCGAACAUCAGCAUCCAACCCCAGCUCUCCAGGCCACAGCAAGAAGCGCACAGGGAGCCAAGCAGUGCGAUUACUGCGCACAGCACUGACACCCUCUAAGUGAUGUGAUGUGAUGGUUUCAUGUUUCUAAUUGAGCAUUUAAAAAACAUGUAAAUGCGGAAUGAGCUUGGGGCUCUUGAUGGAAUAUUGUGUUACUGUUUACCUUUUUACAUGGUUGGUUGGGCACAAAAAACCUUAAAAACAACUCCAGAUGCCCAACACCAAACCACACUAACACCAUUCUAUGUAAAUAAAUGAUUACAGUAAUUUCUGUUAGCAAGACACUGCAGUGCUAGUAUAUAAAGAUAACAAGAAGCAGUAAUCUAAAGCUAGUGAUCUCAUGGCAUAGGUUAUCCACUUGACUGUUUGGGUAUCACUAAAUGGUGCUUCUGGAAUGCAGGAACAUUUUUUAAUUUUGUUUUUCCAGUAAAUUUCAGCUCAUGAUUCACAGGUGACAUAAGAGUUUGGUGAUAUUUUCAGAUUGUCUAGAGUCUACACUGAUCAAACCCAGAUUCAGACUCAGCCGGACGCGUUCUGCAGGCACAAACACAGACGUUUAAUCAGCACAAAGACACAAAGAGCCACAGUGUGGAUCCUUUCUGCUAUCCAGGGAUACAGACAAAACACAUACACAAUCUGUGUGUUCACUGUCUUCCAAGUUUAAUAUAUGAAACUUAUAUCAGAAAGGACUCAACAAAAAACUUAUGUAAGACCCUUCCCCAGCUCAUCACAGAAUUACACAUCAUUACGUCUACAAAAAUGGAGUCAAAUGAAUGUGUUGAAGCCCAAAAACAAUGAUCAGCAAAAGUCUGCACUGAGAAGUUGAACAUAUGCAGCAUAUUACCUGCAGGUCUUCAUCUAACAGCUCACUGUGGUGUAUCCUUCUCAUUGCUUUACUUCAACAUUUCAGACUGAUUUGUUCUGAGAUUGUUACAGAAAUGACUGUUCAUUUCUGAUGAACAAUUGCAGUAAGUGCUAAGGUCUAAGUUGCUUUUGCUGCAACCACUCCAAAAUAAAAGUCUACUCAUGUUUCGUUUUGAACUUGCCAUUGUCUGAUGACAAUUUCAGCAAUAGCUUGAACCAGCAUUUAAUAAAGCACUUACAGGCUUUUUACGUUGUGAUGUUGGGUGGUAAUAUAAUGGGUUACUUAAUGCUGUUUUUCUGCUUUGUUUUCAAGUUUUCAACUUUUCCCUGUGCAUUUUCCCAAAGACCUCUUUGACAACCACUCCCCAAAGUGUCCCCAAAGCCAACAACAGAGGUCACUGUUAGCAAUCAGUUUUUAUAUUUUAGUGUGGAUGCUUUAGUUUAUUGUAGUGGACAGUUUGCAGACAGUAUUUGUGAUGGAAGUUCCUCUCUGUGUUGUCACACUAUGUCACAGGUCAAAAUAUUGAAGAGAACAACGAGUUUAUAUAGAAUCUAGAAUAAAUGGGUGAAUAAAGUUCAUCAUUCAUUUGAUUGGUUUGCCAAGUUCUCCACUUGGACUGGUACAUGCUCCCAUCAGUCCUGUACACCCAGUGGAAAAAGACGCUUUUUGGAAUCUUGAUGUUGGAGAUGUGUGGUUUCAUGGAAUAUAUUUCGACUACUCAUGUUUCAUAGAAUAUAUUUGUAUGAAACAUAUUUUCAGAGGUUGUGUUUAUCAAUAUGCAGUGUUCACACAAAGACAAUCCAAUUCAGUUUGUAAACUGUCCAUUCUGUAAAUCUGUUUUUAUGUAGAUGAAUUAUAAUAUCAGAAUUAUAUACAAUGCUUAGAGAUUCUUUUAACAUGCAGUAUUGUGCAAAGGUUUGAACUACUAAUGUUAAAGUGAGGAUGAUUUCAAAAAAAGUUUGUAUUUAUUAUGAUUAUGUCAUUGAAAGUGCAGUAAACCAAUACUAGAUGCAAAUCUACAGUUACUGUAAGUCAGUAAAGUAGCUGAUGGAGACUGUGCUUAUUUCCAUUUAAAGUGGAUUAUUUGAACUAACUCUUCAACUAAGCUUCUUCUGGGAAAUAAAAGUCUGAGUCAGAUGAGAAGAUGACAUUGAAACAAAUAUAGCAUAGCCUCAUCAAAAAAUAAAAUACUAUUUCCAACCUCUUAAACACCACAUGGUUUUGCUUAUAUCCUUUUUCAAAUGCAGCCCCAUCUUUUUGAUGGCAUGUCUCAAGUUCUGACGUGAAAUGAUGUGGUCAAAAGUAAUAAACAAGGCUGUUGGAAAGAUCUAAUGUUUUUACAGUUAGAUUUAAGAUCCAAUACUUUUGCAAUGUGAAGUUCGAGCCUCCUCUGGUCAACACCAGACAUGUUUGACAUGAGUGUAUUUGAUCAGGGACCAUGGGCCUGAGUUUCUGUUACUACAUUUUGGAAAACAACCAAAAAAAAAAAAAAAAUAGCUUGUUGUCUUUGCAUUGAAUUCUUGACAGGGAAAGCCAUGCAAUGUAGUGGAGUGUGUGUUUCUCCCAUAAAGUUAUAGCUUCUUGUAUCAAAUAUUUUUCAGGUGUGGCGUUGUCUUAUGAAGCAGCUAUGGAAAUUUUACAGAUGUAGAAAAUAAAAUCCAAGUAGGACACGUGAUAAGAACACACACACACACACACACACACACACACAUAUAUAUAUAUAUAGUUUUCCCCCUUUUAAAUAAGACAUGAGACUGCUGACUUUUACUUAAUAUGCACUUCAUCUGCUCUUCUGGGGUCCUUAAUGUGAACUGAGAUUUGGGGAUUUGAAAAAAUUAUCGUUGACACAUUCGACACAUUCUGAAAUAUUUGUUGAUAAUUCAAAUGAAGGCUGCUCUGUAUUAGUGGGAAUACCCCACCUGGAAAUAUUUCUUGCUAGAAAGUCAAUCUAAUUUAUUGGCUACAAGGAGACAAAAGCGGCUAACAGGAGACACAGAUCAACAGAAAAAUGAUAGCAUUAAAUGAUCGUAGUGGAGGUAUUUUAUUUUGGAUGAAGCAAGUUAGGGUAAAAACAGCCAAGAGCUACUGGACCACAGAGACAAAAACAGAUGAACUGAUCAAUUCAUCUUCUCUUCUCACUCUUGGUAAAAUUAAGAACGAAUUUUCAUUUUUCUGGAGGGCAUCAACAUGAGCAAAGUGUUUGGUUUGACAGAAUCAUGUAAUACACACUGUGAGGACCUUUUACUGUGUUCUGUGUAUAUAUAUAUGUAUAUAUAUAUAUAUAUAUAUAUAUAUAUAAUGAAUGUUUAUAAUUGAAACCUAAAUACACGUCUAUGCUCAGCCUUUAUGCAAAUAGUUUAUUUCUAUUUUUAUUUCUCUGCCUAAAUCAAACCUAUGCAUGCCUUUGACAGUUUGUCAGUUUAAAAACCCAUUCUGUUUAAUUUCUUGUAAAUAAGUGUUUUCUGAUUUUGUAAGAUCAUGUCUCUCAUUGGCUUCAGCUUCCUGCGUGGUUGGAGACCUAAUAAAGGACUUCUUCUACUGUGUUGAGACAUCA